Messenger RNA from Pararge aegeria (speckled wood butterfly), 3495 nucleotides. RefSeq lists its product as uncharacterized. The transcript has 2 exons. The record is from RefSeq and is a predicted model, not a curated record. NCBI's taxonomy places the organism in Eukaryota, Metazoa, Arthropoda, Insecta, Lepidoptera, Nymphalidae. The coding region runs from base 140 to 733 and encodes 197 amino acids.
GCCGUAGCUUUCGCGUCGGACGCACGCGAGUACUGCACCGCGAUCGAAUAGUGUGGAUGCGUUAAUUUGAAUUUAUUAAACGAGUGAUUUUUUUCCCGCACUAUAAGGUUUUUGCUGGCAGGUCGUCGGACAGCCAACGAUGCAGAACUUCAUAAGAUCGGCAACACUGCUGCUCGCUGUAGCAGCAAUAUGCGCCGCACCAGCAUCCUCACCCAACGACAACCAAACCUUAGACAGGAAGGACCCCACCACUCACGAGCUUCUCAGCUCACUCGGUCUCAAGAAGCUUAGGAUACCCGCUGCUCAUCACCGAAAGCGCUUAGCCGAACAGGGCAGAAGGCACGCUACCGGCGAUUCAAGAAUGUACGUGAUAAAACUACCCCCGAAUAUGAACUACUACAGCCAUCCAGAACCAGCCCCAGCUGCAGCUAGAACUCUUCCACUCCAAAUGAAGAGCAACGGGAAACCAGCCCGAGUGUACCACUGGAACCUACCAGUGAUACAGAAGCUAGCGAAGAACCGGCCUCAAGCGAGAUUCGAUGACGACGUGGUAAAUGUAGAGAGUACACCCACAUGGCCGAAACAUCCGAACGCGAUCGACGCUUUGGCGUACUACGUGCCAUCAAAGAAGUCCUCAUUCAGGAAAUACUUCUCUGGUAACGGGAAACCUAAAUCCUUUUACGUAAUCGAAAAGGAUAAGAGCUCCGCCGAAUACCAUAGGUUACUCCCGUAAUUCGAUCGUUGUGAUAAUGUUUUUUUUUAAGAAUGUUUUUUAAAAUUAUUGCAUGAGAAUUGCCGGUAAAAUCACCCUCUUGCAUUUACAAUGAAUAAGAUCUCAUUUACCUGCCCCAUACCCAAUUUCAAGUAAAUAGAGCUAUCUGAAACAUUUAAACGUAAUGCAGUUACAACUUUGAAAACAAUUUUAUACUACUCUAUUCUUCUAUAAACAAUGCCUAUAGCUAGGUACAUAUCAUAAAUCAAAACAUCGAAAUCGUUAGAUAAAAAUUAUUGUAAGUUUUUAUGCGCAUCUUUGCUAGACCAUGAUUGCGUUAUUUACGGUUUAAAAAAAAGUGAGAUGGUAAACCAUCUAAGGCUUUACUAAAGACACUUCUUGGUAGACUAAACACGCCUUUGCGAACAAAGUUAAGAACUCUCGGGCAUGCACGUUUCCUUAAAAUGUUUCCUUCACCGUUGUAGCAAGUGAUAUCUAAUUGCGUUUAACUUGCAUAACUCUGAAAGUUUAAUUUGAGUGCCGACGCGACGAUCAAACCCUGUCCCCCGGAUAAGAACGCUGAAGCAUCGGCCACAGACUAUAACCGCUUCAACUAGGGUCAUAAACUUUACAUUCAACUUGGGCCAUAAACUUUACAUUACACAACGUAAUGAUGACGAAGAUAUUUUUCAAUGUGUUUUCAAAGUACUUGUAAAGUUUUCAAAGAUGCGCUGAUGUUAUAUUGUCAUCAAAUUAAACUUUUGAUUUCAAAUAUUUACGCAGUUGUCAAAUUUAAACGUUUGGAUCCACAAAAAUGACAGAUUUACGCGAACGUGAAUUUGAAACAUUAGUUGACAGAAAGCCUUAUUAGCAUAACAACGUUAGUUACGCGGCACUGAACUAUCAACGCCUAUACAAGUAAUAACUGGAAAGUAAUGGCAAAUAAGUGCUCUUCACGGUGCACAAAUUACGCGAAUGAGAAAAGACAAAGGUUAUUGUUAUCUAACGCAUUCCAUGGGUAAAUCUAAUAAUUAAUUAUUAUUUAUGAGAAUAGAGAGAAAAAAAAAUAGGUAAAUAGCAGUAAUUCCUUUAUUACUAUGUCGAUACUCAUUAGUGGCAAUGACCACAAUGUUAUUAAACAUACAAUAGCUGUUAUAAAGUCACAAAAUUAAUUUAUUUCAUUGUUUAUCACUGAAGUUCAUAAUUUAGAUGCAAACAGUCCUCCAAAUUCUAACUUUCAACAUUUAUGGACGAACAUUUUUUUGUAUUUCAUAGACAAUUGCUGAAACCCCCUUUACUGAAUGGGGUUUUAAACAUUAUAGUCUAUUAUUUUACAUAAGAAAUUUAAUAUGAUAAAGCCAUUUGACAAUUCAAUUUUCAAAUUCGGCCAGCCAGCACUUAGCUCCUAACAUACUCGUAUGUCAAAUUGGGGCGUCCUUUUUUCUAUGAAAUAUAUAAAGGUUGAAUUCGCCGCAAGGCAGCUUAAUUGUGCCCUAAACGAGCCCCUAUUUUAACUAUGAUUUCUAGUGUUAAUAUGAUACUAUGCUUCUAUUUCAAAAAUAAGUAAUAAAUUACAUUCUAAAAGUUAUUCAAUACUUUAAGUAGCAAUGUAAGCUCAUAAUUACAAUCUUAAUAACAGGACAAAAUAUAAUACUUCCAGCUAUACUUAAUUGUGAAUAAUUGUCCUUUAUAAUCAUUAUUAUAUUCAAGAGGCCGUGGGAAAUUUUGGGAAGAUGCUUGAUAAAAAUUUAAUGUAUGUUUACAUGUAAUUUUUUACGAGGAACUUUUUGCCUAUAAGUUCAAUAAGACAACUAUAUGAGUUAAAACAGUUUUAUAGAUUUUUAAUAACUUAGUUCCGAACGUACUAAGCGAACGAACAUGCUAUUACUAUUUAUCUUCACAGUAUUGCUUUUUAUUCAUGGUACAGCCUGUAUAGCAGAGUUAUCUUAAAAGCAUUUAUUGACAUAAAUCUUGAAAGGUCUUUAUAAAAGUCUAUUUUUAUUACUACAGUAUUUAUUCACUCAUUCUUCGUGCUAAUUUCGAGGAAUUUCACUCUAUUAUCUUGCCACUGUACCAGCAUCUAAGACAUACAUGAUUUCCAUGAGUUUGAUACUUACCAUGAACCCGAAAAAUUGUUGUCAAUGUAUAAAUUCAGCUAGAAUAUAUUAGACUGAACAACCAUGUUACUAACGUGCAGAUUUUAACAAGCACGUCCUUUAAAACUGCUACGGCCUCUCGGGCCAUUAUGGAGAAAUCACUCCUGUAAAUAAAUGCUAUGCUUAAGUAGGUUAAGUAAUCGAUAGGUGCUUAGAUAUUUUAUUAAGACUGCGUCACGAAUUUAAAUUAUUAUGUAGAGAUAAGGAAAUGAUGCCACAAAUAAAAUUAUAAUGUUCCAUGCGCUUCCAAAAUGGAGACAGAAAAAUCUCUUUCUGAUUUUAAUACAAUAGAAAACUUAAGUAUCUACUAUGUAUUAUUUUAUUUUGUACUAGCGCUUAUACCCUUUUAACGCUAUUGUAAACUUACUAAUACUAAAAAUAAAUAGUACUGACAAUUGUAAGUGAAAUUAUUACGUGUAGCAAGUCUCUAUUUUGGAAAAUUGAGGCUCCGAACUGCAUUUAAUUAACUGGUCAAGUUAGUUUUUAUAAAUGACUUGUAUUCGAUUUUUAAAUUUCAAGCUCAAAGUCUGGCAGAAGGCAACUGAAACAACGUAUCGAAAGAGUCAUGUAAUCUUACUUCAAUUUUAUUAGUAGUAUUCUGUAUUUUGUAAUUUGUCAUGUAAAUGU